Molecule: messenger RNA, 579 nt
Organism: Alternaria arbusti
Lineage: Eukaryota; Fungi; Ascomycota; Dothideomycetes; Pleosporales; Pleosporaceae
Exons: 1
Coding region: 1-579 (192 amino acids)
Source: RefSeq, a predicted model, not a curated record
AUGGCAAUCGCGAAGAUGAAAGGGGGCUUGGACUUUGUUGCUGCACAUCCUCGUGGCACAUCAAUGCGUGGGUACUACGGUAUGCUCGCCAUUCUCAGCGGUGGUGGUGGACUUCUUGAUGAUCAGCGCUAUGCGGAGCUAAGCAUGGUAUCGAUGCUCUACGAGCUCUUCACUGAGAAUUUUGACAAGGGCGAUCGAUUGUUCGACAUUGUUGAGGAAAUUUGGGAGGAUGCCGACAUCAUCGAUGAUCUAUCGUCGGAUCUGGGUCUCCUGUACGACACUGUCAAAGAACUCGACAAUGUAGACCGUACACCCGCUUCUGACCCUGAGAAUCUUGAUGGACUGAAGGCAUCAGUAGCAAUUGGCUUCGCCAAUGUUGCGCCGCUGAAGUGGGCGGUCACCGAGAAUAACUUCCCGAAACCAUUGCGAGAACUUGUUCAGUUCCUACCACGGGCUCAACUCUUGCCGGACGGUGCUGUGGAGAAUCCUAGUGGCUAUAGCUUUGAGAUCUCAGUGUACUGCCAGCCAACUGAUGAGCAGCGCAUCAAUGGAGAGGAUCACCCGAGGUAUCUCGUGUAA